GGCUCAGUCGUUAAGCGUCUGCCUUCGGCUCAGGUCAUGAUCCCAGUGUCCUGGGAUCGAGCCCCGCAUCGGGCUCCCUGCUCUGCGGGAAGCCUGCUUCUCCCUCUCCCCUCCCCCUGCUUGUGUUCCCUCUCUCACUCUGUCUCUCUCUGUCAAAUAAAUAAAUAAAAUCUUUAAAAAAAAAAAAAAGAGCAUUUUAAGUUGCUUACUUUUCUUAGGACCGUCUCUUAUCCUGGCUGACUUCCCUUUUAUUGUCCAGAAUGCCAUAAGCCCGUGCCUCACUAAUCACUGACAAGGGGGAAUAGGACCACUACAAUGGGCUUAGACUAACCAAGACUCAUUCCCAGGGCUGGCUCCAAGCUUCCCUGAAGCUCUUGGCUGCUCCACAGAACAAAAUUAAGGUUCUGUUAGGAAGAAGGGAGAUGGGGGUAGGGGAAUGGGUAUUCAGUGUGCAACCAAUAGUGUUUGUUACAGAAUCCAAAAGUCUAGGUUGUUAACCUUGCCACACUGCUGCUUUUCUGGCUUCUCCCCUCAGUUCCCAUCCCCAUCUAGCAUAUUUCCUUAACAGUGAGCCAAGUCUACAACCCUAGCUCUAAAUGCUACAUGCCAAGGCCAUCCUUGGCAGAACAGUGAGAAACGUGAAAUGUAUUCCUUGGGGCCCAGCGCUCCUGUGCAAUCCACAAGUUAGGGACGCGUGCUUGGUUAGCCUGGGCAUGUCACACUCGGGUGGGGAGAAGAGCAGAGGUUCUGCCUCCUGGAAAGGUGGACUGGCCUGACCCUGACCCAGCCCCAGAGCUGAGUUCCAGUCAUGCUCCCCCCUCUCUGAGAGCUCUUCUUUCUGGUCCAUACUUCUCUGCUCUUAGAAUCUGAAUUCUUUUUUCUUUUUUUUUCCCUUCCUUCCUUCCUCCCUCCCUUCCUUCCUCUUUUUUCUUUCUCUCUCUCCUCUUUCUUUUUUUCUUUCUUUUAUAAAUAAGCUCUGCAGCCAGUGUGGUGCUUGAACUCACAACCCUUAGAUCAAGAGUUGCAUGCUCUACCAAUUGAGCCAGCUAGGCACGCUCUGAAUUUCUUAACAAAUUCUAAUUUGUCCCCUAGUCUUAAAACCCAACAUUACCAUCAUAUUUCCUUUCCUUGAACUCCCACAGUAGAAAAACCCAUAUCCACUGAAUUUACUAACCAGUCGCAGGUCUCCUAUGUGAGUUAGAAGCUUAGAGAAAAUAUUAGACAAUAGGGAAGAAAAUUUUUAGUAGCUGAGUGCCAGGUGCUGGGGUAAAUCCUUUCCCACACUGACUUUAUCUUAACAGCACCCUGGUAGAUUAGGUUAUUUUAACUUUCACAUUUGGGUUUAGGGAAUUCAUGUUCAGCAGAAGUUAAGUCACCUGCUCAGACAAGGUUAAGGAUGGCUCGUGGCCACAAGCUAGUAGGAGCCCAUGAUAGUGUGACCUCAGGCCCAUGAUCUUUCCCCUCCACCCCCUCUUUCUGACUUCAUGGUCUUUGCUGGUACAAAACACAUUUGUAUAUAUUAAUUCGAGCCUCACAACAGUAGCAGGGUGAGUCCUGGUAUCUACAUUUUGUAAAAGGUUCAGAGAUACUAAAUGACUUGCCCGAAGUCAUAUGGAGCUUAGCUUUUCUGACUACAGAAUAUGCCUAGCAGAGCACGGCAUUAUUUGUUGAAUGAUAAUCCAGAUGAUGGUGGAUAUUCAAUAAAUAAUUCUUGUCAAAGUAAAAUGAUUGAAAAGAAACUUAAUGUCACUGCUUAGAGGUCUCUAGGCUCCUUUUUCUCUCUGUCACCUCCCUUCUGGGAUCCCCUUAGAGACCCUCUUUUCCCAGGCAUUCCAUCACUUUCAGUCAACACUCACAAAGAGUAGCACCUACAUGUCUUCAGGCAGGGGGUUUAAGAAGGAAGGGUGGUCCUCUUUAAGACAGAGCUGAAUGGACCUCACAGUUUUUGUUCUCUCACCUCCCACCUUAGGGCUUCCUUUGCUCCCUGGAACAGGGAGCCCACACUCAGACUUUUUCCCUACCUCCACGAGGUGGACUGCAUUUGUUCUGGAGUAGACCAACCAGUGAGCUCCUGGCCUUGGCCCUGGCAGUUACCUCCCUAGUACCUCCUCCCUUCUCUCCUCCCUUGGCCCUGCCUCCUGCCUCUGGCCCCACCCCACCACCCUGGACACAGUACAAAGCCUAAAGCUUCGGCUCCAAGGGAAACAAAAGGAACUGCUUGGAUUCCCAUGACUAUGGCCAGCACCUUCAUACCAGGGCUGAACCCUCAGAACCCUCAUUAUAUCCCAGGGUACACUGGACACUGCCCACUACUUCGCUUCAGCAUGGGCCAGACCUAUGGGCAGAUGACCGGUCAGCUGCUUCGAGGGUUUCCUGGCCUAGCCUGGCCCCCCACCCAUCGCACACUUCUGCCUCCCAUCAGGCCUCCGGCAUCUCCUGAGGUUCCCAGGGGAAGCCUGCCUGUCAGGCGGAGGCAUGAAAGGCUCAGCUCCAGCAUGAUUCCUGGGUACACAGGUUUUGUACCCCAGGCACAGUUCAUCUUUGCCAAGAACUGCAGCCGGGUCUGGGCUGAGGCUCUGAAUGAUUUCACUCAGUGGUCUGUGGGACAAGGGGGUCAAGAGCUGCCAAAGGAGGCCAAGGGUAAAAAAGAUGAGAAAGACGAAGAGCCAAAGCCAGAGCCAGAGCUGGAGGCAAAGGAGCCAGAGCUGGGGCAAGAGGCAGAGCAAGCUUCCCCCUAUUCCAUGGAUGACAGAGAUCCUCGCAAGUUCUUCAUGCCAGGUGAGAGGAAGUGGCUAAUGACCAAAGGCAUGGGGAGGCUCCCAGGAGGUCCUGACUCAGUAUCCCCCCCAGGCUUCACUGGUUACGUGCCCCGUGCCCGCUUCCUCUUCGGCUCCAGCUUUCCUGUGCUCACCAACCGGGCACUGCAGGAAUUUGGACAGAUGUACUCAGGGAGCAGACCCCAGAAGGAUCCCAAACAUCUCCCUCCACUUUCUAGGACCUAUCCUCAGAACCUGUGCCUUUUACCUAAUUAUGGGGGCUAUGUGCCAGGAUAUAAGUUCCAGUUCGGGCACACCUAUGGGCAUCUCACCCAUGAUGCACUGGGCCUCACCACCCUCCAGAAGCAGCUCCUGGUAUAGAUAGGUACCUGGACUUCAAGUUCUCUCUUCUCUGUCUUCCUAUCUCAGCCUUUUGGAAGGAAGAGAGGUGGGCCCGAGGGGGGUGGGGGGGGGAGGCACAAAGAGAAAUGGUUUGGAGGCCGAGCACCUUUUUUAUUAAUAGGUGUAAUAAAUAAAUAAAUAAAUACAUAAACAA
Molecule: messenger RNA, 3312 nt
Organism: Mirounga angustirostris (Northern elephant seal)
Lineage: Eukaryota; Metazoa; Chordata; Mammalia; Carnivora; Phocidae
Gene: CIMIP2B
Product: ciliary microtubule inner protein 2B
Exons: 5
Coding region: 2229-3137 (302 amino acids)
Source: RefSeq, a predicted model, not a curated record